This is a messenger RNA of Hermetia illucens (black soldier fly), 2403 nucleotides long. RefSeq lists its product as uncharacterized. NCBI's taxonomy places the organism in Eukaryota, Metazoa, Arthropoda, Insecta, Diptera, Stratiomyidae. Gene Ontology annotation, cellular component: plasma membrane. The record is from RefSeq and is a predicted model, not a curated record. The coding region runs from base 217 to 2310 and encodes 697 amino acids. Gene Ontology annotation, biological process: phosphatidylserine exposure on apoptotic cell surface; apoptotic process involved in development; engulfment of apoptotic cell. The transcript is spliced from 3 exons.
CUGAUGGAACGUUAUCUGCGCCAACCCAUUGAUAACGCACCUUACUCACUUGCGAAGAAUUAUGUACUUUGUGUCAUUAGUCGAUUUGUUGUUAACUUAAAACAAUUGUUUUUGCAUCGAAAACGAGGGGAAUUUUCAGAACCCUUUCACAUAAUGUUAGUGACGUUCAAAAGGAAGCGUGCCGAGUGGUGAAAGUGUUUUGACAAGUUCUCAAGAAUGGACGUCCUGGAUGGAGUUCCCAAACAUGUUUUGGGAUACAAAAUUCAAACACGAGAAAAGAUAUUAUUCACGUUUUUAGUUCCGGCUAGUUUGGAGUUAGUGGCGUAUCUAAUCCAAUUUCUAGCGGAUAUCGGUGUGACAAUCCAGCUGUUCCGCGAUCAUGAGGAUACCUAUGCAUGGCUUACCCUAAUGUUAGUGUUAUUACCGCCAAUUGUAACAUUCAUUAUAAUUAUUACGUCACCUUGGCAAUGGCCGGAAUCGAAAGGGUGUAACGCAGAAUCGGCAAAGUUUUUGUUCAGACAAAUACUCAAUGUGACUUUAUUUCCUAUUGGUACCAUACUGAGGUUUUGUCGGAGAAUAUUUUGGUCUGUGGAAUCGCUUUUCCAUGAUGACGACACUUAUGAGCGACAUCAUAGUCUGCUUAAAGCAGCUGAAACAUCGCCAUUUGAAUUAUAUCGGUUCACACAAGCUUACUUUCAGGCCGCUCCUCAAGUCAUUUUGCAACUAUUCAUUUUACUAAGAAAGGAUAUAUUUCGGAAUUAUGAGACAACCAACGUCCAGGUGCUCAGCGUGGUCUUCUCUCUCGUCAACAUCGCUGUAAUAACCAUGUCCUAUCAACGAUUUGAAAGUCAAAAGGUCGUCGGACGACAUUAUCCAUGGUCCACAAACCAAUACGUGCAACAUCGUAGAAGUAAAUUCCAACGGACUCGUAGUCUUACGGAUGAGCUGAUAAAAUCGAAAAAAAGAUCCGCUGAAAUUUCAAGAACAUUCCCAGAAAGCGAACAUAUCAUGCAGAAAUUUCAUUCACAACUUUCUCAACCCAAGGAGCCAACUAAUUCCACAGGAGUAGAAGCACAGGAUAAUGCAUGGAUUUUUCAACGUCCGGGAACAAGUACACAGAGUGGAAAUUUGACUGCUAGCCAAAAUGUCGCCGGCAGAGAAUCAGCAGACAAUAUCCUUGAAGGAGUCGAUGAAUUAGAUGUUGCAAGACGCCGAAGUAUUCCAGAAAGCGAUUGGAGUACAAUUGAAUCAGCCUCGGUCGAUGGCGAGAAUAAUCCAGCUCUAAGACGUCAAGGAAAUGCAAGGCAGAUAAGAGUACAAAGCAUGGGAUCUGAUUAUGUUCCAGAUAUUCCGCCGCCAAAACCGCCUAUGGCAGCGGGAGGAGGAGUUGAUGGCGCGGAGGGGAAAGGACUAUCUUUUAAUCCACUUAAUAGAUUAUCUCAAUACGCCGACAUGCUAGUACUCAAUGCUGAAAUGUACAUUAAAGAGCAUGUACCACGUCCCCCACGUAUUCUUAUUGAACGCGUUCUAAGUCAGGAGGAAAGAGAUAAAACCUCCUCGCAAUCUGGAAGGGAUAAUACUAAUGACAUGAUACGUGGCAGCUAUGCCAGUCAAAUGACAAAUCCAAGAACGGAAGCAUCCUUGGCGAGAGACAUAAUAUCCCAUCAGACAUCUGCUCCAUUUCAAGCAAAGACGGACCCGGAAGCGAGUGCGGGACAACGGGAGGGAACCCUGGCUAGUGGUAGCACGGCAGGUGGGACUGUUGGUGGCCAUGACGAGUUGGAUUUUUUCCUACCCACUCGAAAGAAAAUGAUCGAAGGUGUCGAACAGGAUGACUUUGCGGGCAAAUUUGUUUCAUUUUUCGGAUGGAUCCUUUUCAUCUAUAUGCGAAUGAUAUCGUUGUCCGUAUUUUCUGUUUUUUAUCCUUGGGAAUUUCUUUACCUUAUUGGUGCCCAUUAUGGCUUAAUGCUACUUUGCUUAGCCAUCGAAAGUCGUCUUCAGGACAAAUACGAACGUAUCCUUUUUUAUUUUUGCUUAGCCUACAUAUAUAUUUUCGUAAUAUUGGAAUUCAAAAUCAAAUUUCGACACGUUCGCCGUAUGUAUAUUGGAUACUUUCUGCUAGUUUUGCUAGAAAAUUUUAUCAUUACGUUUGUAUGGCAUGGGACGGGGGAGUUUUAUUCAUGGGUUUAUGAUUUCCUCUUCACUUCAAGCAUGAUAAGCGGCGUGUUAACUUUAAUGUGUAUGAUUGUGUAUUACUGCAUCCUACGACCAAAUGAUGUUAUACUUUUUGAGGACGUUGAAGAGUCGUAAGAGCAUAGAAAAUGACAUAGUUAAGAUGCAAUUUUUGUAAGUAGCCAUAAGAAUCUAGCAAUAAAGUUUCAAGUUAAUCUGCUUGUUUUUGUG